Messenger RNA from Linepithema humile (Argentine ant), 2129 nucleotides. Its product is annotated as glucose dehydrogenase [FAD, quinone]-like. Gene Ontology annotation, molecular function: flavin adenine dinucleotide binding; oxidoreductase activity, acting on CH-OH group of donors. The record is from RefSeq and is a predicted model, not a curated record. Lineage: Eukaryota; Metazoa; Arthropoda; Insecta; Hymenoptera; Formicidae.
ACGCUUCUGGUAAGUGGGGAAAAGAUUAAAACUUCAUUGGAAACUUUAAAAUCCGUCAGUCGCAGUCAAGCUGUUGCAUGAACUUAUUGCACGCUUUCGUUAGCAUUGAACGAUUUAUAGAAUUAAAUCAUCGCGUAUGCAACUGAACUAUGGAGGCGUGUUUGGCUGCAACCUGUGCAACUGCAGCAAGUGGUUCCUCUGCCAACUUGUUCAUACAUCUGGUACAAACGCUACUGACGGCGCAAUGCAGCUUAAGUAGUGAUAUUUAUCCAGCAGAUCGCUCAGAAGAGAUUGCGAGCUCUAACAAAGAAUUCGAUUUUAUAAUUGUGGGUGCUGGAAGCGCCGGUUCCGUACUAGCUAAUCGUUUGACCGAAAUAAAAGAUUGGAAAGUAUUGUUAAUCGAAGCUGGUGAGAAUCCUUUACCUUUUAGUGAGGUACCCGGGGCAUUUAUGCUGCAGCUAGGAUCGUCGCAAGAUUAUUCUUAUGUUGUGGAGCCUGAGAAACUCGCUUGUCACGGUGCAAACAACAAGUUGUGCAAGUGGCCAAGAGGCAAAGCUCUUGGUGGCACCUCCACGCUAAAUGCCAUGUUCUACGUUUAUGGCAACGAAGAAGAUUAUAAUAAAUGGUCCCGAAUGGGUAACAAAGGAUGGAGCUACGAAGAAGUCUUGCCGUACUUUAAGAAAUCUCAAACCUGCGGUCAUGGACAUAAUAACGAGUGGAGAAGUAAGUACUGUGGUCAUGGAGGACCGUUAAACAUUAGAUAUUACAACUACACAUACAGUCAUAUAAAUGAAAUGUUAUUGGAUGCCGCUCGCGACUUGGACGUGCCUAUUCUGGAUAACAUUAACAGUGACAAAUUUAUCGGAUACGGCAUAGCUCAGGGAACCGUGGAUAAAGGUCGCAGAAUGAGCACUUCGAAAGCUUUCCUGUCGCCGAUUAAAAAGAGAAGUAAUUUUUACGUGAUGAAGUCUACUCGAGUCGACAGCAUUCUGCUGAAGGAAACUCGAGCGGACGGAGUACGCGUGACUUUGAAAGACGGAAGAUCGAUCGAGGUGAAAGCUUCGAAGGAAGUGAUCCUCUCGGCCGGCAGUAUCGGUAGUCCGCAACUAUUAAUGUUAUCCGGUAUCGGGCCUAAGCAACAUUUACGCGAAAUGGGGAUACCCAAUAUUGUUGAUCUGCCCGUCGGCAAAAAUCUUCAGGAUCACGUCGUUUGGUUGGGCAUACUUUUGGCCUUCAAGAACGAGAACGCGACACCGCCAUCGCCCAUAAAUAUACUAGAUGAAGCUUACGACUAUUUAAUGCACAGUCGAGGUCCCUUGGUAAGCUCAAUCAACGAUGUUAUAGGUUUCAUUAAUGUACACGAUUCGACCUCCAAAUAUCCCAAUAUUCAGUUCCAUCAUUUUUAUGCACCACAAUGGCGUACGGACAUGGUGUUCCAAUCUUUGCCGAUAUUUAACAUCGAUAAGGAGAUAACACAAAACAUAGCGCAAAUCGCGACAGAAUCAAACGUGCUUCUUCCUUCAUCAAUUUUGUUAAAACCAAAGAGUGUAGGCCAGCUGCGAUUACGUAGCAAGAACCCAGCGGAUCCCGUUAGAAUCAACGCAAAUUACUACUCUGAUCAGGAAGAUUUAGAAACAAUGUUCAAGUCCUUGGACUUCGUAAAGAAAAUGGUGAACACUGAGACAUUUAAGCAAAAGGGAGUGUUGCUACGCCAUCUGAACAUUACAGGUUGUCGUCACACCAAACCCGAUUCCGAGAAAUAUUGGAAAUGUAAUCUACGAUAUAUGUCGUCUACAAUAUUCCAUCCUGUUGGAACGGCUAAAAUGGGCCCCCAGAGCGACACCACAGCCGUCGUAGAUUCUCGACUCAAGGUUCACGGUAUACGAGGAUUGAGAGUCAUUGACGCAUCUAUCAUGCCAACAAUCACUAGCGGAAACACGAAUGCGCCCACGAUAAUGAUAGGUGAAAGAGGCGCAGAUUUCAUCAAGGAAGAUUGGGCAAUUGCAAAAGACAAAGAUGAACUGUAGGAGGAAAAAAUCUUGAAGCCUAUCAAGAUUUUUCAACAUUGUCAGAUUUUUUCUUUUCUUCCCUUUCUUUUAAUCUCUUAAUCGUACUAUAAAAAAUAAAUC